Molecule: messenger RNA, 1037 nt
Organism: Bombina bombina (fire-bellied toad)
Lineage: Eukaryota; Metazoa; Chordata; Amphibia; Anura; Bombinatoridae
Gene: EEF1AKMT1
Product: EEF1A lysine methyltransferase 1
Exons: 5
Coding region: 74-727 (217 amino acids)
Biological process (GO): methylation
Molecular function (GO): nucleic acid binding; protein-lysine N-methyltransferase activity
Source: RefSeq, a predicted model, not a curated record
GGGUAGCGAAUCACGUGUGGUGCUAACAUUUGAUUUUUGAACCUAUUUGUCACUUGCUACCCAGUAACCACUGAUGGAAAGUGAUGAAGAUGACGGUGUACCUCAGCUCUCUGCUCACACUCUGGCUGCAUUACAGGAGUUUUACAAUGAACAACAACAGCAAGCUUCAGUAAAAUCAGAACCCGGCUUUGACAAAUUCUCUGUUGGUUCAGUAGAAGAAAACUGGCAACUAAGUCAGUUCUGGUAUUGUGAUGAGACAGCAUUGUGCCUUGCUAAAGAAGCACUGGAGGCAUCUGGGGAAAACGGCAGGAUUGCUUGUGUCAGUGCUCCCAGUAUAUACCAAAAGCUUAAAGGGCUAAUUGCGGAGAAUGUGUCUGUGCGUUUGCUUGAAUAUGAUAAACGAUUUUCUGUUUAUGGGGAAGAUUUUGUCUUCUAUGAUUACAAUGAGCCCUUAAACUUGCCAGAGAGUCUGCAGCCACACAGCUUUGAUAUUGUGAUAGCGGAUCCUCCAUACCUGUCUGAGGAGUGCCUGCACAAAACAGCCGAGACCAUCAAAUAUCUUACAAAAGAGAAGAUUCUGCUAUGCACAGGUGCAGUUAUGGAAGAUCUGGCAUCCAAGAUACUUGGUCUGAAAAUUUGCAAAUUUAUCCCAAAGCACACAAGAAGCUUAGCAAAUGAAUUCCGAUGUUACGCAAAUUAUGACCUAGGACUGGACCAUCAACUCUAACAAACUGUUUUUUCAUGUAUUAGGUAAAACACUAUUUGUAUAUUGUUAAAUAUUAUUCUAUCGUAACUACAAUUGAUGUGUACCCCAGCUCACAAGGAAUGCUAACGAUGAUCUUAAAGUUUGUUGGGUUCAAGACUACCUUUGCUUUUACUGAUAAUGCCAAAGUUGGAAAAUAAUGUCCAUGUUCAAAGAAUGUGCUGCAUUUUCUACAUCAUCAUCCAGAGAAUCACAGAAUUACUGAACUAGAAUCAAUAUUUUUACCUUAUAGUUAUUUAAAUGGCUGAUAAAUAAAACAUUUUUUUUUCUAAAA